This is a messenger RNA of Andrographis paniculata, 2020 nucleotides long. RefSeq lists its product as uncharacterized. The coding region runs from base 98 to 1348 and encodes 416 amino acids. Gene Ontology annotation, molecular function: DNA-3-methyladenine glycosylase activity; alkylated DNA binding; DNA-7-methylguanine glycosylase activity. Gene Ontology annotation, biological process: DNA alkylation repair; base-excision repair; base-excision repair, AP site formation. Gene Ontology annotation, cellular component: nucleus; protein-DNA complex. The record is from RefSeq and is a predicted model, not a curated record. Lineage: Eukaryota; Viridiplantae; Streptophyta; Magnoliopsida; Lamiales; Acanthaceae. The transcript has 3 exons.
AAUAAUAUCCCUUCUUCUUCCUUCUCCAUUCGCAUCACCAAUCCCUAAUCGCACCGCCUUCCUUCCGCCGCCGCUGCCCCUCGCCGGCGAUUCUAACAUGGGCGAGCAAACCCACAUUCAUCUCGAACCUCUCCCCAAACCAGAUUCCCAACCGCACCCCCGAAUUGAAACCCUCAAUCCGCAUCAUACUUUUGACCCCCAAUCUUCAUCCCUACCCAACCUCGAUUCCAAUCCCCAGAUUUCGCACUCUCAGCCCAUCGCUCUCCUCGAGCCUUCCCAUGCCGUGGUCCCUGAAAUCUCGCACAAUCCCCAGAACCCUUCCAAGAUUCCAAUUCGUCCCCAAAAGAUUCGCAAGCUUUCUUCCCCUGUUCAAUCCCUAACGAUCGAGAAACCCUCUGGGAUUCACGACUCUACAAUCGAUGCAUCCGUCUCCGCCUCGCCCUCCGUGGCUCUCAACAGCUCUGCCAUUGUUCCCGCGACGCAUACCGGCAAAAGCCGGCGGAGGAGCGCCGCUCAAGCUUCUAGGGUUCUGCCCCAACUUAUCAAAUCCUUAUCCGCCGAUGGCGAAACGGAAUUAGCCAUCCGCCAUCUUCGUGCUGCCGAUCCCUUGUUGGCUCCGCUAAUUGACCUCCACCCACCGCCUCAAUUCGAGACCCACCAUCCCCCAUUUCAUGCUCUCACCAAGAGUAUUCUCUACCAACAGCUUGCUUACAAAGCUGGCACUUCCAUUUAUACCCGGUUUGUUUCUCUCUGUGGUGGAGAGGACGCUAUUUGCCCUGAUGCUGUCCUCGCUCUCUCCCCUCAGCAGCUCAAGCAGAUUGGGGUUUCUGGGCGCAAGGCCAGCUAUUUGUAUGAUCUGGCGAACAAGUAUAAAACUGGGAUUUUAUCGGAUGAAACUGUCGUCAAAAUGGACGAUAGGUCGCUGUUCACUAUGCUUUCAAUGGUGAAGGGUAUAGGUUCUUGGUCAGUCCAUAUGUUUAUGAUAUUCUCGCUGCACCGACCGGAUGUUUUGCCUGUGAGCGACUUAGGAGUUAGGAAAGGGGUUCAAUUGCUAUACGGUCUAGAUGAAUUGCCUAGGCCUUCACAGAUGGAGCAGUUGUGUGAGAAGUGGAGGCCUUAUAGGUCGGUUGGUUCGUGGUAUAUGUGGCGAUUUGUUGAUGGGAAGGGAGCUUCAGGAGUGGGUUCUGCAGUGAAUCUUGAGGUUGGUGCUGUGCAGCCAUUGCAGCAGAUGGUGCCGCAGGAUGGGCAUCAACAUCAGCAUCAGCAUCAGAAUCAACUUCAGUUUGUGGAGCCGGUUAAUGGAAUUGGCAACAUCGGGCUAAGCCAUACUCAUCUGCAGUAUUUUUAGUGAAGAAAGGAAAAGGGCGUGCAUUUGGAACCAGUGAGUGCGAAGAAUUCGUUUUCCCAGAACUUUCAGCAUGUCUAGAAAGGAACAUGAGAAGAUUCAGUCGCGGAGACCUGGCAACACUUGUGUUAGUGUAAGCAUGCUUUCACAACUCUUUAUGCUCAAGUAUGAAAUGUUAAUAGAUCUUCAAAGCCACAACCUCUGGCGAACUCCAUAUGUUACUAAAUAACAGCAUGAUGUAUCUAGAAUGACAGUCUCUUGUCAAGGCUAAAAAAAAGUAUAGGCUGCUGAAAAAUGUUCGAAGUACUUAGAGAAUAUUUCUAGAGUUUGUCUUACCUGUUCUCUGCUGGCUGAUUAAAGAUCUUCCCUCUUUAAAAGUUGCAUGAUAAACUAGUGUGGCAUUAUUCAUUAUUCACCUACUUAGGAAAAGCAUAUAGCAAGAACAAUAAUAAUAAUGGAUAUAGGGGGAAUUGGGAUUGCAGUAUUAUUAUUAUUAUUAAUUUGUGCAAGUAGGAAGAGGAUGUGAUUGAAAUAGAUGAAGGCGUGCAAAACAGUGAUGUGACUUCUCCUUGGAGUGCUCUUCUCCUCUCCAUUCAGUCUUCUUCUUGUUCUUGUUCUUCCAUCAUUGUUAUUCCUUCCUUUAGUCACAUCAUGCUUUGCCACUUCUGCUUCCUU